CAUGUACAUCAUAUGGUAUAUACAUUACACAUAUAUAAAUAUAAAAAAAUAUACGAAACAGUAUUAUCAGUAUUUAUAAAAGAAAGGGGGGGGGGGUUGGAAAGUUGUGGUUGACACGGAGCCUCUCUGCAGCUAUAUGUGUUUCAUGAUAGAGAUGUCUCUGUGGCCAUUAAUAGGAAGUUACAACACGGGCCAACACACAUGCUCACACUCACUCAAACACACACGCGCAAACGCCCAAACACAACACACGCCACACACUCAGAGAGAGAGAGAGAGAGAGAGAGAGACUGGCAAAGGUGGUGAGUUGGGGUUUUGCUGGCCAGCAAGAGUAGGAACUACAAGUAUCAGUAGCUACAGUAUGCUGUCCAUCUGAACUUAGAGCUUGGCCUGGUUGGGUGCCACGAUGGGGAAUGCGAUGUGGGCCAGGGGAGCUGGGAACGAAACACAUUCGGAUUAUCAUGACAGUGUGCUAAAAGCAGAAGAACAUGACACACUUGUCGUGCUCCAUGAUUAUCCGUCUCCAGACAUCAGUGACCCCAUCUUCAGGAUGGGCGAGAAGCUGAGAGUUUUGUCUCGGGAAGGUAACUGGUGGAGAGUCCGGGCUGGCCAGUCAGGAAGUGAAAACUACAUCCCUUAUGACCAUGUCGCUAAAGUCUACCAUGGAUGGCUGUUUGAGGGAGUGGUGAGGCAGAAGGCGGAGGAACUACUUCGUCUCCCUGGAAAUAGACCCGGGUCUUUCAUGGUCAGGGAAAGCAUUCAUGAAAGAGGUGUCUACUCAUUGUCUGUCAAGCAUCGAACCAUCAUGCACUAUAAAAUCUUUCGGCUGGAGAACAGCUGGUUCUACAUCUCUCCUCGUUUGACAUUCCAGUGUCUGGAAGAUAUGGUCAAUCAUUACUCUGACUCCUCGGACGGACUGUGUUGUAUCCUCACGGCGCCUUGCCUGUCGGAGACCACCAGCCCGCAGGACAUCCCCUCCCAGCCCCCACCCGUUGUGAUGCGGCGCAACAACUUUGACUGGAAGAAAGUGAACAGGAGAGAUCUGGUCAGUACAGCGGCUCUUCAGGGCCAGGAUAACCGGGACACUGCGGUGAGUUACGGCGUCAGGAACAGCAUCGCCUCCUACCUCUCACUGACUGGCACUCAGGAGCCUGAAGAGCGGAAGAAGAACCGCAAGAAGAAGAGCAAGUCAGUGUACGUGAUGCCUGACUACAGCCUCAGUCAUAUGGACCUCGAGGACGAGUACGAGACGUAGACACCUGUGUUGUACUGAAACCAACCGACUGCCCUUCUGACUCGUAACCUUGUCUUGUCAUCACACUCUGAUCUCAGUAACACGAAUCACACCCAAGGAUAGGUUUAGAGAAUAAGACUUAAGAGAAACAGAGGAGCAGGUGAUCGCAGGUCCGAAAUGGACAAGGAAAUCAACACUCUGAACUGCGCAACUGAAUCGAUACUGUGAAUAAUUGCGAGAACCAGAACUAAGCCUUACAUGCACACUCGGCUACUCUAUUAAGAAUAAUAUUGUCUUUUACAACAUACUAUUUUCCAUUUUAUGCACUCACUGGUUCAUAUCUAACUACGAGGUGUUUAACUACUAGUUAAUACCUCAGUGGGAUUUAAUGGGGUUUGGAGUUUGUCUUUUUUUCCUUCAAACGCGCUGGCAUCGUGACAGUCUACGACAGACUUGAGUGCUGCGGUGACAAUGUUUAUAAAUAGGCUAAUGUGUGGAUGUGUGGGUGUGUGGGCUAAUGUAUGGAUGUGUAGAUGUGUGGGCUAAUGUGUGGAUGUGUGGUCUAAUGUUUGUGUCCUUCCGUACAGGUGUCAGUCAUUGCACUUUCAGGAUGUAACACUUGUAAAGGACAUUUGGUGAAUAAAGUUGUUUAUAAAUAAAACAGCAGUAUGUUAUUGUAUAA
Molecule: messenger RNA, 1916 nt
Organism: Esox lucius (northern pike)
Lineage: Eukaryota; Metazoa; Chordata; Actinopteri; Esociformes; Esocidae
Gene: sla1a
Product: Src like adaptor 1a
Exons: 7
Coding region: 407-1255 (282 amino acids)
Molecular function (GO): protein binding
Source: RefSeq, a predicted model, not a curated record